Alosa sapidissima (American shad) is the source of this 6735-nucleotide messenger RNA. RefSeq names its product RNA binding motif protein 15 (gene rbm15). NCBI's taxonomy places the organism in Eukaryota, Metazoa, Chordata, Actinopteri, Clupeiformes, Clupeidae. The transcript has 5 exons. The coding region runs from base 166 to 2745 and encodes 859 amino acids. Gene Ontology annotation, molecular function: mRNA binding. Gene Ontology annotation, biological process: regulation of alternative mRNA splicing, via spliceosome. The record is from RefSeq and is a predicted model, not a curated record. Gene Ontology annotation, cellular component: nucleus.
UCACACUGCAAACGCGGGCGGGGCUGAGAAUAGUUUCAAAAUGGCGUGCAGCUAGAAAGGCAGUAAUGAAGCGAUAAACAGUCGUUGCUCGUCAAUUCAGUACGUAAACAUAAAUAUAGCAGAGAGCACCAUCAUCACUGCAAUAUAUUUUAAGUGGUAUACAAAAUGAAAGGUAAAGAACGUUCUCCAGUCAAAAAGCGGUCGCGUCUUCUGGAUGAAUCUCGAGACAGAGGAAGCCACCCAUCAUGUAAGAAAAUGGGAACGCUUUCGGUGUCUGGCAGCAACAACGGUAAUAAUUCGAUGAAAGGGAGUAGUUCUACAAGAAGGACUUUACUCGGCGACAAACGUGAAAGCCGGGAGAUAGAUGGGCACGUUUCAAGUCGUACUGGAACUAACCACAGCUAUGCUAAUAUUACUGCGGCUGUUAGUAGCAGCAAGAACCACAGCGGCCUCGCUUUAGAUGCCACUACACGGAUCAACUCUCGCGGAGAGACCAGGGCUCUCCCGAGUAAUGAAAGUGAGUACAAGACUUUGAAAAUAAGCGACCUCGGUUCCCAGUUGAGUGACGAAGAAAUAGAAGACGGCUUAUUUCUCGAAUUUAAAAAAUUUGGUGACGUGAGCAUUAAAAUAAGUCGAGUAAACGACGAGCGUGUGGCGUUUGUCAAUUUCAGAAGGCCCGAUGACGCUAAGGCAGCAAAACACGCCCGCGGCAAAUUGGUUCUGCAUGACAGGCCACUGAAGAUCGAAGCUGUAUACAUGAACAGACGACGGAGCCGAUCGCCUAUAGAUAAAGACACAUAUUCAGCAGCUGCUGGCCAUAGACAUUUGCAUACGCAGAGACCUCUGUCACCCACAGGACUGGGGUAUAGAGACUACAGGCUACAGCAGCUUGCCCUGGGUCGUCUCCCACCUCCACCACCCCCACCUCUUCCCAGAGACUUAGAAAGGGAAAGGGAGUUUUCUUUAUAUGAUGCCAGGACUAGACCUCCUUUUAUCCCAGAGGUUGCUGCUUUUCGAGAGGAGGACAUAGUUUCCCCAGAGGACGACCAGAGGGCCAACAGGACAUUGUUUCUUGGUAACCUUGAUAUAACAGUGACUGAGAGUGACCUGAGACGGGCUUUUGACAGGUUUGGGGUUAUCACUGAGGUGGACAUCAAGCGCCCAACACGUGGACAGAGCAGUACUUAUGGAUUUCUCAAAUUUGAGAACCUUGACAUGGCUCACCGUGCCAAAAUUAGUAUGUCUGCCAAGGUGGUGGGUAGGAACCCUAUUAAGAUUGGCUAUGGCAAGGCCACUCCUACUACCAGACUCUGGGUUGGGGGUUUAGGCCCUUGGGUACCCCUGGCUGCUCUGGCCAGGGAGUUUGACCGCUUUGGUACCAUCAGGACCAUAGACUAUAGGAAAGGUGAUGCUUGGGCCUAUAUUCAGUAUGAGAGCCUGGACGCUGCCCAGGCUGCCUGUUCUCAUAUGCGUGGCUUCCCUCUUGGGGGCCCUGACCGUCGUCUAAGGGUGGACUUUGCUGAUACAGAACAUCGCUACCAGCAGCAGUAUCUACAGCCACUGCCACUUCCACCACAUUAUGACCUGGUGGCAGAAUCUUUUGUGCACCGUGCUGGUCCUGAUGCUCUCCGGGUGAGGGAGAGGACUCCACCGCCUGCACUUCGUUUCCGUGAGACUCCAUUGUACCCCGCUGCUGCUGAGUGGCCAGGGCCAGCAGUGCGUGACCGCGCUCGGGGUGCACCUUUUGAACCACUGGAGCACUUGGAACGGGAGCGGCGUUCUCGAGAUGCAUGGUCACUGGAGCGGGAGCUGCAAAACCGGGACCAGGCCAGGAAGCGGCGUCUUCUUGAGGAUGGUCGUCAUUUGGACCGUUCACCUGACAGCAGCGAGCGCCUCCGAGGUCGUCGUCAUGGUGUGUCUGUGGAGCGCAGCCCAGGUGGCAGCAGUGGCAGGGAUGGUGGACGCUACAGCGAUUCAGAGAGGCUGUCACGCUCAGACCGGCCUUCUCCUGCAGGACGUGACAGGCGUGGAAGUUUGGAAUGUGCGCAUAGUGAGAAACGACUGCGGACACUAAGCCCUGUUGACACGUCUGCUACCGAAAGGGAGCGCAAGCGCAAAGCUAGUGACUCUACCAAGAGCCCCGGCAAACGAGAGGAGCGUACAGAGCACCCCUCUUCCACUUCCUCUUCUUCCUCCAGGGCCACAGCCCAGUCCAAGCAAGGAUCUGGUGGCCACAAACUGUCACUAGCGUGGCAGGGCAUGCUGCAGCUCAAGAACAGUAGCUUCCCCACAAGUAUGCACCUUUUGGAGGGUGACCUGGGCGUCUCUAGCAGGCUGCUAGUGGAUGGCAGUACUGGUGGUCAGGUGUGCCAGCUGAAGAUCACUCAGCGCCUUCGUCUGGACCAGCCCAAACUGGAUGAGGUGGCACGACGCAUAAAGGUGGCAGGACCCAGUGGAUAUUCAGUACUACUUGCUGUGCCUGGAAGCUCAGAGGAGGGCCCCUGUGACACAGGCAGCUCAACAGAACGGCCAUUGAAGAACCUGGUGUCCUACCUUAAGCAGAAACAGGCUGCUGGGGUCAUCAGCCUCCCUGUUGGGGGCAGCAGAGACAAGGACAACGCAGGAGUUCUGCACGCCUUUCCCCCUUGUGAGUUCUCCCAGCAGUUUCUUGACACCGCAGCUAAAGCCCUCGCCAAAACCGAUGAAGAUUAUCUGGUAAUGAUCAUAGUCCGAGGAGCAUCAUAAAAAGUAACAUUCAAGGAAAGUAAAUGACCUGUAAAUGGCCUGUAAUGUAUAGAGUGCCGCUGUGUUAUAGAAUAUAGUCUUGAAAGUCAAAGGUUAUUUUGCAGUGUCUGUCACUGGAGAAAAAACAACAACAUUGUAACAUUGUGUUUUCAGCAGUCUAAUGCCUCAGAAAUUAUUCUGGUUGUCAAUAUGCAUGGUAGUCUAAAUUUUUGUAAGAUUCACUCUUAAAGCAAAUGGAAUUGAAAGAAUUGUAAUAGUUUGAUGAUGAUGGUACUUCAGAAUAAUGUAAUACAUCGUUUUCCCUGACACAGUGUAACACUAUAUGGCUAUUACACAGUUAAGUUUAGAUUUACCCUCAGACUAAACAUCAUUGUUGUCUACAUCAGUCAAUGCACACUCUACUAAUUGAUCUACCUGAUAUGCUCAUAGUAAUUGUUGAUUGAAAUGUGAUUUCUGCUUUUACUGAGUUCUGUUGUCUUGUUUUGAAAUACAUUUUUUUUUUUUUUUUUUUCUGAUUAUUGCAGUCAUUUGCAGACAGAAUGUAUGUUACCACAUCAUCACAUUCAGAACCUGACAUAGGUAUAGAUUACAGAGGACAGAAAGAGGGGGAAAAAGCUCAGUGGUUUAUUGUUUUAUAAUACAUUCUUAAUUUUAAAACAAUUUAAUGAGAUGGCAUAUGUAAUUGACCCUCAGUCUUCAAUCUUUGCAAAUAGACAUGUGACAGGAACUGGUAUAUUUAUGAAAAUGUUGGUUCAUUAGUUUGUUUAAAUUAAAAGAGUUAGGCUAAGAUUUUAUUUUUCAACACAAGGCCCUCUUUGACAUCAGAUAUUGAAUGGGAAUUUAUUAUUGCGCUCUGGUCAGGUUUGAAAAUGGCCUUUGUGUAAUUAGUGAGAGAGAGAGAGAGAGAGAGAUCUUAGAAUACAUCAGAAGCUUCCUUCAACUAACAUGUUCAAAAAGAUUGUCACUCCAGAUGGUAGAAAUAAAGUGGUGUUUAUGACUAGGUUUUACUGGGUAAAGUAAUUCAAUUUGUAAAGAUAAGAUUAGAUAAUUGUAAAUGGGUUACUUGGAAGAAAGUUGCCUGUGUAAGAAGAAAUGGCAUUGGUUUUCUGAAGAUACUGUCUUUUCCCAAGUAGCUUCUUUGUAAUGUGUUUCUGUUGUAUUUCUUUUAAAUGUCUGCUUGAUACUUUUAAACAAAUAUUUCAUCAAAUAGGAUCAUGUGAAAUUGACUAAUAUUUCAAGACAAAGUCAAAGCGGGGAGCACCAGUUUACAUUACCAUUUACAGAUAUACAGUCUUUUAGGCCUAUUAAAGAAGGUCCCUUGAUUUUAUCAGAUUCUCCUUUUGAAAUGGAGAGUGAACAAAUGAUAUACAUGUGCUCUAGUUCAACUUUGAUUACACUGGGGUCUUAAUUGGGUUCAUUUCAGUCUUUAUUAAAGGUAAAAGACUUGGCCACCUAUUUUUUUUUUCAAUGCAGUCAUUUCCUAGUUAUGUAAACAGCUGUCAUAUGUCUUUUUGCUGAUCUUUUGUUUCUUAAAAAAGUGUACUUGUAUGGACAGUUAAUAUCUCUUCUGAGUGUAUUGAAAAACCCUCAGCCAUGGACACUCGUGUGCAUAAAAGAUAAAAAAAAAAACCCAUGAUUCAGAUGAUGAGCAUUGCUUUGUGCAUCUAACUGAACGGACUGCUCUUUAAGUUGUGUAAUUGCUUUGUUAUGACCUUGCCCAUAUUUUAAAUGGAAGUUUGCAUUGUGCUCUUUACUGUACAGCUGAUAUCUGGAGAAAAGUGGAAACCAUCUUUGCACAUGCAACUAAAGAAGUAGCUGUUCACAACAAUCACACACAAAGAAAAACCGUGCAUCUGGCACUUGCUUGAUUUUGUCUCAGUGUCAAUAAAUUGUUUCUCUUUCGAUGGAAAAUCCGUUUGUUUCUGCCUUGGAAGUGAGUUGAAGACGGCCGUUUUGACCUUUUCUGUUUUGUUUUGCCAAGGCCCCUCAUUUCUGUCGUGAGACAGAAAGGAUAUAUACUCAUACAGCACAGACAGAAAAGGAGAGGGGGGAAAACACCCCAAACUUAUAUGUUUUGACCCUUGUUGCAUGACAUUGCUGCUCUACUUGUUGCUUCUUCCAGGAAGAGGGAAGUCACUGUCUUCCUGUGGAGGGGUAGCAGGCUGUUCUGUUUGACCUGCACAUUAUGAAGGCAUUGUGAGUUGUGAGUUGAACAUGUUUGGCGCAGAUGCAUACAGUCAACAUUGCAGAUGUGUUGACUGCCCUCAGGUUUGUCUCCGGCUCUGGCCCAAGUCGUCGGAGUUCAGGAUCUCCCUGGUGGCGCUUUGUUAACACAGCUACAUUUCAGAUCAUUGUCCACUGCCCCCUCCGACACUGUCACAAAGCAACCUUCAGUGCCUUCACAGAACAAGAGAGUGACCUUUCAAGGUUACUCAUUUCUGCACUCAGAAAACAAGGAUCAGCUGUGAUUUGUCAAUUCAUGAAUUUAUUAGCAGAUUGGCUCAUUGCAUUGCAGCCUGGAGGAAGUUUUGUUAGGAAGGCUGAGCAUAAAAGGAAAGGGGCAUUUUUUCAGCCGAUGCAGAGAUUCCCACUGUUAAUGAUGUACAUUAAUUGUGGAAACUUCCAGUAGUAUUUUGUACUCAGAACAUCAACAGAGAUCCUGCAUUUGAAGGAGCCACACCAGCCUUUUGCAGCGUUCAUAUUUAAAAACGCAUACACUGUGAUUUCAGGAGAAGCAGGAACCUCAGCAUUUGGGUCAGUCAUGUUCAGGAGCCUAUAGAAAAUGUCCUUCACCUGAGCUUACUGGUUUCUCUUCCUGGAUGCCCCCACUGACUCAAAUCCAGUUGUCGUGAGUGUUUUGAUCUCAAGCUUAAUCUUGACCUCCAAACAAGAGGAUGCUGAUUGCUUCUAUAACAGAACCAGUGAUCCCCUUGAUGCAGCUUGAAGGCAGUCUCAGAAACAUGCACCUCUACUGAAAUCAGUAUCUAAAAAUGUGAAAAGCUCACAAAAACGCAUAGUUUCUGACAUCAACCUCUCUCAACUAACCCACAAAAACUCAAUGCACGGUUUUGUUUCACAUCUGGAGUGUUUGUAGAAACAUCAGAGACCCAAAUGGAAGUACAAAAGCACAGAAAAAGUGAGUUUUGCAUGAUAUGGCCCCUUUAAUACACUUCACAUAUCCUUACUGUAAACGAUGCCUCUUGCUUAACUGUAUACUCGUGUCUGCACUGCACUGUAAUAGUUACAGUGGUUACAAUAGUUACAGUGCACUACCUGUCUAUACUGUUCACAUUGUACUUUUCUGCUUUUUUGCACUUCUGGUUAGACGUUAACUGCAUUUCGUUGUCUCUGUACUUGUACUCUGUACAAUGACAAAGUUGAAUCUAAUCUAAUCCAUCUGACCUCCUAAUCAUCCACCAAGUGUAACUGGCUGAUUCCCUCACUCAAGCUGGUGUGUGUACCUCGAUUUAGCAGAUUUGGGUGGUGAGAAUAUCAGAGAUGACAUGAGGACCCUCUGGUGGAAAGGUGUCGCAUGGACCAGAAACUAACCCAUUCAAUUUUGCAGUGGCUCACUUGGGGGCAGCUUGACAAAUUCACUUUCAUUAAUGUUGAGGAAGAGAGGGCAUUUGGUCUUUUCUCUCCAAAUGCCUGUCUAGUUAAAUCUGUGAACUUAAUUAUUCUAACAUGAUGAUCUGAGUAAGUAAUAUUCAUUAGUCAAUGUUUAUUUGAGCAAACUUGGUAAAGAUAUUUGGUUGGAACAAAAAUGUGGCAGGACUUUUACUUUUUGAAGCCAGACUCAUUUUUGGUGAGCCUUCCUCCUUACUGUUGGUUGACUUAUUUGAGUGAGCUCUUGAAACUAAUCUGUCUGUCACCUCUAGUAGUGAAUAAUAGUGUGUUUUUACCUGUUGCUUUCUUUUUUACAGUUAUAUGUUCCUUUCUUUUCUCUUCUACAGUCGAUAAGUGAAUUCAAUAAAUGAUUCUAUUUUUGGA